Messenger RNA from Daphnia pulicaria, 1755 nucleotides. RefSeq lists its product as uncharacterized. The coding region runs from base 41 to 1639 and encodes 532 amino acids. The transcript is spliced from 7 exons. Lineage: Eukaryota; Metazoa; Arthropoda; Branchiopoda; Diplostraca; Daphniidae. Gene Ontology annotation, molecular function: extracellular matrix structural constituent; protein binding. The record is from RefSeq and is a predicted model, not a curated record.
AACUGGUGGAAACUCGUCCGUUAACUUUGUGAAAGUAAAAAUGGGUCGCUUCUCGGCAAUUUUGAUCCAUGUAGGAUGCGUGCUGAUUUUGGCAAGUUUGUCGACGAGCGCUACUAUUAGUCUUGCAGAUGCGGACACUACAUUGAAACAAUUGACUGAAAACUAUAUUCAAUUAAAAGAAAUCACGGAAACCAGAGUUGCUCAUCUUGAAGCCAAGGUUGGGCAACUUGAGACCAAAAAUAUUCAAAUGGAAAAGAAAAAUUUUCAUCUGGAGAAACUACUGGAGCUCAAAGACCAACAACUUAACACGCUGACUGAAAAAGUCACUCGAUUGGAAUAUACGCUACAAAACGAUAAGAAAUCAUGGGUAAAUACUGCCAAUGAAAUCGAUAAUUUACCUGUUGUAAAAAGCGCCGUUCCAAGAACAUGUCGCGAGGCCCGUGCAGCUGAUCCUUCGCUCAGUUCUGGGAUGUACUGGAUUGAUCCAGAUGGUCAAGGAGUUGGCGACGGUCCUAUUUACGUCUACUGCGAUAUGACUUCUGGAUCGACAUCGAUUCCACACAACAGUGAAUUGCCAACAAAUGUUGGACACUGCGCUGAUCCUGGAUGUUAUUCCAGGCCAGUCACGUACAACGCAAGCAGCAAGCAAAUGACAGCGCUGGCUGAAUUGUCUUAUGAAUGCCAUCAGUCUAUACAAUACGAUUGCAAUUUCGCUCCAUUUGAGCUAAAUGAUGUCUCCUUUUGUUGGUGGAACGAUAAGGAUGGCAAUGCCAAAUAUUUCUGGUCUGGAGGCAAUACGGACGUACACACUUGUCAGUGUGGCAUUGAUCAAAAUUGUGUUGAAGCCUUUAUGAAAUGUAAUUGUGACUCUAAUGCACCAGUGGAACUAUCUGAUAUUGGGGUCAUCACGGAUAAAAGUAUUCUCCCAAUUACUCGGUUGAAUUUCGGCCGCACCCAAUUAGAAAGUUCAUCCGGUGUUCACACUCUAGGCAAAUUUGAAUGUUCCGGACAAGUAGCCGUUAACGGAAUGCCUAAAUCCUGCGAAGAUUUGUGGCGAAUCGGACACAUUUUAAGUGGAAUGUAUUCCGUUAUGGGCGUGAAAAUGGUCGAAAGUGUUUACUGUGACUUCACAAAACUCCCCAACGAUGCGGGAUUUCAGACAUGGAUUGGAUUCGAAGAUGUGAAAUCAACACCCGUUUACUUUUAUGUUCAAUUAAGCGAACACUACAAUCAAACAAAGAUUCCAAUUCCUUUCGAUAUUGAACAACUAAACGUUGGAGGAGCUUUUCAAACGGGAAUAUUCACGGCACCUAGAGCUGGGAAAUAUUUUUUCUCCUUUUCAGGAUUGGUUUAUUUUCCAGGAUCUUUAUCAUCAACAUCUCGGAUAUUUUCCAGAAUCCAACUUUUCAAAAAUGGUGGUUUCAUCGGAAGUUGUACUGCUGAUGAAACAGGAGCUGGGGAAAAAUAUGAAACGACUUCUCUUCAAUCAACGUUAAAUUUACAAAACGGAGAUCAAAUCUGGUUGAUAAUUGACGAUAUGGCAUUAGGAGCUCUUCUCCACGGUGGCGGUCGCGCACAUUUUAAUGGAUUUCUCCUGGAAGAAGAAAUCGUCCAAUCAGUUAAACUUAAUAUUUUGUAGACUGUUUAAAGUGCCUGAGCUGUUUUUUUUUAAAUAAUAUUACUCGUACAUAGUAAUUUGGGUAAUAGCAUUCUACAACAUAAUUCAAUAUUUAAAACACCAAUUUCAUUUUAUUA